AUGAGGCUAGCGACUGUUCUAUGCUACUUGGCACUAUUCGGUAUCGCCAAUGCGAUCCGUGAACAGUGUUUUAUCGCCUCACCGUGCGCUACUCACGCUGCGCGACGAUUCGUUCUCUACGGUAAUCUACGCGAGUCCAAGAAACUAAAACGCACGCACUCUGCGCGUAAGGCAUUGUUACGGACACUGACAACAGAGGUGCUUCGUCACGGGCGCAUCAUAACAACGCUCAACAAGGCCAGGCAGACUAAACCCAAGGUGGAGAGAAUAAUCAAGUACGCCAAGAAGCCCGAUCAGCGAUACGCACGAAUUCUGAUCAACCGUUGGCUUUACGACAGGGAACUAACUGAAAACGUCUUAAAGCUUGCGCCUAUCAGAUUCAAGGAGCGGCACGGCGGGUACUGCCGCAUCAAACGGCUCUGUUACAGCACUGUGGGUGAUAACUCAAAGCGUGCCAUUCUGGAGCUGCUUGAUUACUAG
Molecule: messenger RNA, 480 nt
Organism: Babesia ovata
Lineage: Eukaryota; Apicomplexa; Aconoidasida; Piroplasmida; Babesiidae
Product: 50S ribosomal protein
Exons: 1
Coding region: 1-480 (159 amino acids)
Biological process (GO): translation
Cellular component (GO): large ribosomal subunit; ribosome
Molecular function (GO): structural constituent of ribosome
Source: RefSeq, a predicted model, not a curated record